CCACGGCGAUCGAUCAACAUCCACCACAGCGAAAGCAACAGCCAGCGAUCGAGACAGCCGCAAGAGGCUCACUUAGCUACCACUAGACGCGAUCACAGCUAGCUAGCCACUCGAUCGACAUGGCUAGCAAGUCGGGGUCCCUGCUGAUCCUCGCGGUGCUGGUGGCCGCGGCGUGCUCGGGCUCGGCGGCGCGCGACGUCCCGCACGCCGAGGACGCGAUGAAGCGGCCGGAGACGUUCCAGGAGGGGACGGUGCUGAUCCCGGGGAUCGGGCGGUACGAGCUGGGCAGCCACUACAUGCCGGACAUCGGCGGGCUGGACCACAGCAUCCCGGCCGCCGCCAACGGGCAGUUCAUCCCCGGCGCCGACGACACCUGGGUGCCCAACCCCGGCUUCGAGGUGCCCAACCCGUUCCGCCCCGCGUCCACGGAGUCUCCAUGAUGUAUCAGCGACUGCGUGCGAGCGCGCUGACGCUGUCGACGUUGUGUGUAUUGAAGAUGUACCUGUAUGGGCUAUGGAUAGAUGCGUAGGAAGCAUCCAUCGCAUAUCUCGUUUUGUUUGUUGUUGCCAAUAAUGUGUUUCAGUCAACGGCGGAGCAGGGAUUAUGCAUAAGGGGCACGACAUUGAGCAAAAUUCUAAAAUGCAAUAUGUUGUACGAAUAUAUUGGGUUUUUUUUCAUGAAGAAAUAUAUAAGAAUCGACCGUUCGUGUA
Molecule: messenger RNA, 710 nt
Organism: Triticum aestivum (bread wheat)
Lineage: Eukaryota; Viridiplantae; Streptophyta; Magnoliopsida; Poales; Poaceae
Product: putative cell wall protein
Exons: 1
Coding region: 120-440 (106 amino acids)
Source: RefSeq, a predicted model, not a curated record